Molecule: messenger RNA, 1929 nt
Organism: Cherax quadricarinatus
Lineage: Eukaryota; Metazoa; Arthropoda; Malacostraca; Decapoda; Parastacidae
Product: stromelysin-3
Biological process (GO): extracellular matrix organization; proteolysis; collagen catabolic process
Cellular component (GO): extracellular matrix
Molecular function (GO): zinc ion binding; metalloendopeptidase activity
Source: RefSeq, a predicted model, not a curated record
AUGCUGGGACAACACGUCUUUGUAGAGUCAUUCUUGUUCUUUAGUAUGGUCUUCUCACACUCGACAAUGCCUGAGAGUUCACAAGAUGCUGAAGUAAUAAGAGCAUUAGAGAAAAACACGACCACCUGCGUCAGUCUUGGUAUGGCCACAAACCUCUCGUGGAGUGUACACUGUACCACUACUGCACCCCCUACACAAUUACUAGUAAGUUUACCCUCCAACAGGUCCCUAGAGAAUGACAUGAAAGAGUUGCUGAACAGAAGUCCUGAGACAGUGAACAUAUCAACCAGAUCCAGAGUUCGGUUUUGCAAUGUUCCGGAUGAUGAUGAACAAAUGAAUAACACCAGCACCACCAGCAGGAGGGUCCGUCGUUACUCCCUGCACGGGAAGAAAUGGGAAAAAACUGAACUUACUUGGACAUUACGAACUCCGAGCAGACGCAUCGACCGCUUGCCGGAGGGGGUCAUUAGACAGCAACUUUAUGCUGCCAUGAAGGUCUGGGAACGUGAAUCAGCCAUCACCUUCAAGGAGGUCCACAAGGACACACCCGAAGUGGAUAUCUAUAUCGAUUUUCUCGAAGGCGAUCACAAAGACGGUUACAAAUUCGAUGGCCCAGGAGGCACCUUAGCUCACGCUUUCUACCCGGGGCAAGGACAAGGCGGGGACAUGCACUUUGACGAUGCAGAAAACUUUGUCGCUCAUUACCAGGUGAAGAAAUAUGAGAGUAACAGCUUGCUAGUGACGGCGGCGCACGAGCUGGGUCACUCCCUGGGACUCCGACACUCAGAAGUUGCGACAGCCCUCAUGGCUCCUUUCUAUCAGGAGUACCCUGAAGACUUCAAACUUCCCAACGAUGACAGGUACGGAAUUCAGGCCCUGUAUGGUAGACCACAGACUGUAACCACUGUAACCACUAGACCUCCAGCUACUACCUCUAGUCCUGCAACCACUCCCUACAAACCUCCAGUCACUCCAUAUGGACCUUCAACCACUCCAACUACUUUCAAACCUCCUACUACUAAGAGACCUCCAACAACAACUCAAAGACCUACAUACAGACCUCCACCCAUUCCCCCCACCAAACCUGUCUUUCGUCCGACGACCAAGGCACCAAUUCCACCUACAACCACCCCAUUCCCGGAUAUCACCAGCACACCCACACCAUUGCCCUGUCCUGCUGUGCCUCCGCCAAUAGACCUUCCUGAUACAUGUAACACUGACUUUGAUGCUGUGACAAGGUACCAUGAAGAGUUUUAUUUUUUCAAGGGCAAGUUCUAUUGGCGUGUAAGCAAACGGGGCCACCUCCACUCAAACGAAUUUCCAAACCAGAUAUGGUACAGGUUUUCUGGUCUGCCCAGAGACUUGAAACACAUCGACGCUGUUUACAUCUCCCGCAAAGAUACCUUUGUAUUUUUCAGCGGCUCGAUGUAUUAUGAAUUAGGAUCUACUUAUCGUAUACAGAACACAGGAAAGCUAGUCGACCUGGGAGUGAAUGCAAGUCAUCUGGACGCAGCCAUGGUGUGGGGCCACAACGGCAGAAUUUAUAUGUUCAGCGGGGAUCACUACUGGCGUCUUGACAGGGAUGGUCAUGCUGAGCCCGAUUACCCAAGAGACAUAGCAGUAUGGCGAGGUCUGCCACGGAACUAUUCUGCCGCCUUCACUGUUCGUACAGUUACCUAUUUCGUUGCCGGCCGUGUCUUCUGGAGCUUCGACAACCUCAAAAUGAAAAUAUUAGAGCCUCCAUCACUGAUCGCACCUUACUGGCUCAGCUGCCCACACCACAACCCUCAGAAGCUUUUCCGCUGUUCCCCAGCUUCUGUAGCAGGCACUCUUUCAAGCGUUUCCUCCUCCCUCCACGUUCACACUUUUCUCAGGCUGACUGUCUUGUGUGUGAUCUUAAGAUAUCUAGCUGUGUUGUGCCUACAGUAG